GAUCACCCAAUAUGAGGAUUUAAAACAGGGAUGCCUUGGAAUAUGUUUUCAGGAAAAAAUUAAUCUUGGACGAAUCUGGAACUCUGUUAAGGUUAGAUUCAGCUGGGAUAUAGAAACAGAAGACUUUCAAAAUGUAUGGAUUUGUUAAUCACGCCCUGGAACUUUUAGUGAUUCGAAACUUUGGCGAAGAAGCAUGGGAAGACAUCAAGAAAGCCGCCGAUUUAAGUAUGGAUGGCCACUUCCUGGUGCGGUAUGUCUACGACGAUUCCAUUUCCUACGAUUUGGUUGGUGCCGCUUCGAAAGUUCUAAAACUUCCAGCUAGCGACAUCUUAGAAUUGUUUGGAGAAAUGUUUUUUGCCUUUUGUCAAGAAUCUGGUUACGAUAAAAUCCUGCAAGUCCUUGGAGGUACCACAAAAGACUUCUUACAGAACUUAGAUGCGCUACACGACCAUCUUGCCAGCAUUUAUCCAGGUAUGCGCGCUCCUUCUUUCAGAUGCUCAGAAAGGGCCGAAGAUGGAGCAACGAUACUGCAUUAUUACUCAGACCGCCCGGGUCUCGAACCUAUUGUCAUUGGUAUUGUAAAGGCUGUUGCCAAACAGGUGUAUAAUUCUCAGGUGAAUGUUGAAGUGAUAAAAACGAAAGGUGAAGAUUCAGACCAUGUCCAGUUCGCCAUUAUUGAACUGGAGGGAGGUGAACAGAAGACCAGUACUGAAAUGGAUGUCAAUGAAAAUACUCUGUCUACAGAACCGAAAAUUAGUCCCAUAACGUUUUGUCGGGCAUUUCCCUUUCACGUUAUGUUUGACCGGAAGUUGGUGAUAUGCCAAACUGGAAACUCCAUUUCGCGAGUGAUUCCGGAAGUUGUAGAGAAGAGAUUGAAAAUCAAUGAGAUAUUUGAAAUGAUUCGACCACACAUGGGUCUCAGCUUCGAGAACAUUCUUGACCAUAUCAACACCGUGUUCGUCUUCCGCUCCAAGAAGAUUCUGAUAAACGGAGGAGGAGAACAAACGAUCGAGAACGACAGCUGUUCGAUCUACCAACACGAAUCUUCUAGAUUAAGAUUAAAAGGGCAAAUGAUUUACGUACCGGAAUGCGAUUGUAUGAUGUUCCUGUGUUCCCCGAGUGUCAUGAACCUCGACGAUCUCAAUCGAAGGGGUUUGUUCCUCAGUGACAUCCCACUCCAUGACGCCACACGAGAUCUCGUCCUUAUGUCAGAACGCUUCGAGGCAGAAUAUAAAUUGACGCAAAAGCUUGAAGUCCUUACCGAGAAACUCCAACAAGCGCACAGAGAACUUGAGGGCGAGAAACAGAAAACUGAUCAGUUAAUGUAUUCGAUUCUGCCCCCUUCCGUUGCCAAUAAACUGCGACACAACAAACCGGUAGAUGCUCUGAAAUACGAAGACGUUACGAUUAUGUUCAGCGGAAUUGAUGGAUUUAGUAAAUUCUGCGCCGAAAACUCCGAUGCGCGCGGUGCUAUGAAAAUUGUGAAAUACCUCAACGAUAUCUACACCAGGUUUGAUGUCCUCCUCGAUCCAAGAGUCAACCCGGACGUGUACAAAGUGGAAACGGUCGGGGAGAAGUACAUGGCUGUGAGCGGUUUGCCAGAGUUGUGUGAGACCCAUGCGAAGUGUAUAGCCCACCUUGCGCUCGAUCUCAUGGACAUAUCACAUGAACUCAGUGACCCCUGUGGCAACCCGAUGGUGAUUACAAUCGGAAUACACACCGGUGAAGUUGUGACUGGCGUCAUCGGCAAAAGGAUGCCCCGUUAUUGUCUGUUUGGAAACACGGUGAACCUGGCCAGUCGGACUGAAACUACGGGAGUGAAAGGAAGAAUCAACAUUUCUAAUUCAACUUACAAGUGUCUCCAGGAACCUGAAUGCCUCGACGAAAGCCUAAAUUUUGAGUACCGUGGUGAAGUAAUGAUGAAAGGAAAGAAGGAACCAAUGCCUUGUUGGUUUUUGUCGCGAAGACCCCUUGGACAACUUGAGACAUCGUUCGUUGUAGACCUAUAAGACAUUGAAUUGAACUCCAUACAUACAUACAUACAUACAUAUACGUGUGUGUGUUAUAUAUAUAUAUAGUGU
Octopus sinensis (East Asian common octopus) is the source of this 2081-nucleotide messenger RNA. RefSeq names its product guanylate cyclase soluble subunit beta-1. Gene Ontology annotation, cellular component: guanylate cyclase complex, soluble. Gene Ontology annotation, molecular function: guanylate cyclase activity; heme binding. The coding region runs from base 132 to 2009 and encodes 625 amino acids. NCBI's taxonomy places the organism in Eukaryota, Metazoa, Mollusca, Cephalopoda, Octopoda, Octopodidae. The record is from RefSeq and is a predicted model, not a curated record. The transcript is spliced from 10 exons. Gene Ontology annotation, biological process: response to oxygen levels; cGMP biosynthetic process.